AUGCGCACUUCUCGCACUUCAAGGGACACCGCGAAGGUGCUGCAAGCACUGUCGCCCCCUAUCGGACGACAAACGCGCAACUCCAAUGUGAGCGCGUUGAAAAGUUUCAGCUAUAAUGCAGAUGCAACUCCCAUCAUCAAGACGGAGUCAGAAGAUGUCUCAAUACCACCUAGUCUGUCCGUUGUCAAAAGCGAUGAUGAAUCUUCCCUCUCCGAACUCUCUGAGGCCGACACGGCGGACAUCGAAGACCUCCUUGAACCACCAUCGAAGCGCCAAAAGCGCAACGCGAGCCCUAUGAACCCGCGAGUCCUCAAGCGGAGCGCAACUUCCCGCACACCACAAAAGGUCAUAGUGAAGGAUGAACCCGACCAGAAACCAAUACCGGCACCCAAACAAAGACGACUCCCGGCCCGGACAACCCGCGACAUCGAUGGCUCGGUCAAGGUCGAGCCCCCGUCCAACUGGGAGACGAUGUACGAGAUCGUGAAAAAGAUGAGGGCAGCCAACCCGACUGCACCGGUAGAUACAAUGGGCUGCUCGGAGCUAUACUGGCGCGCGUCAUCACCAAUAGAUCGUCGGUUCCAGACUCUCAUCGCAUUGAUGCUCUCAUCCCAGACGAAAGACACAGUCACGGCAGUAGCGAUGCAACGUCUCCAUACUGAGCUCGGGGAUGGCAACACAACGGCUCAAGAUGUCAAAAUCAAACAAGAAGAUGACGAUUCAAAACCCGUCGACAGUACCCUCAACCUAACCAACAUCUUAGCUGUGGACCCAACGCGACUAAACGAACUAAUCCGCACAGUCGGCUUCCACAACAACAAAACAAAAUACAUCAAAGCCACGGCGCUGAUCCUGCGAGACCAGCAUGGCGGGGAUAUCCCCUCGACUCCAGAGGGCCUCAUGGCGCUUCCCGGCGUCGGACCCAAAAUGGCUUACCUCUGUCUGAGCGCGGCGUGGGGUAAACACUUGGGGAUCGGUGUUGAUGUGCAUGUUCAUCGCAUUACCAAUCUUUGGGGAUGGAAUAAAACUAAAACACCCGAGGAGACGAGGAAAGCGCUCCAAUCGUGGUUGCCGCACGACAAGUGGCACGAGAUCAACAAGUUACUUGUUGGGCUUGGGCAGACGGCUUGUUUGCCUGUUAAGCGCCGCUGUGGGGACUGUGAUCUGGCUGGCUUGAGGCUCUGUAAGAGUGAGAUUAAGGGACUUAAGCCGACGAUGCUGAAGGCUAAGAAAAGUCCUGAAAUUGAUGAGCCCAAGGUUAAGAUUGAGGCUCUUUGA
Messenger RNA from Penicillium expansum, 1278 nucleotides. RefSeq names its product endonuclease III domain-containing protein. Gene Ontology annotation, molecular function: DNA binding; oxidized pyrimidine nucleobase lesion DNA N-glycosylase activity; DNA-(apurinic or apyrimidinic site) endonuclease activity. Lineage: Eukaryota; Fungi; Ascomycota; Eurotiomycetes; Eurotiales; Aspergillaceae. Gene Ontology annotation, biological process: nucleotide-excision repair; base-excision repair; base-excision repair, AP site formation. The transcript has a single exon. Gene Ontology annotation, cellular component: nucleus. Bases 1 to 1278 code for a protein of 425 amino acids. The record is from RefSeq and is a predicted model, not a curated record.